GCUUAAGCGCUGACAGCGCUUUACGAGUUAGUUGAGUUUUCAAUUCCAUUUCAAACUCAAUGACAAAGACGCAUCCAUAUACAGAAGUGCAGUGAUAGCAUAAUAUUUUUAGAUGUAGAAUAUAAGUGUCAUCUCCUUAUUUAUUUUCAAAAUCGUGCACGUAACAGGUUAGAGUAGUGCGAUUUAAUAUGCAGAACAACCCCCAGGAGCUUUCAUGGCAGGCGAUUCAGGCUAUAGUGGGGGUUAAACUCCCACCUAAUGUGUUGCGUUUUGAUGAUAUCGGAUUCCACUUAGUGAAUAAUUCAGUUUCAAGUGCUGAAGAUUCUGAUUCAGACGUGGAAAUCGUAGAAAAUGGCUGGGAAUCCGACAAUAACGUAUCCUCUAAACCAGAACAUUCAGAUAACGAGAAAACAACUCCAGACCGAGACCAAAGCGAAUCGCCCGUUUUACGGCUCGUGGAGCCAGAUAAUAAUAAUACAAGUAAAGAAAUAGAAGAUUAUAGAAAUUUAAUAGUUAAAAUGAAUACCAAAGAUAUAACAGAUAAUGAUAAUGAUCAAUUGUCUCAGCUAAAUAACGACGAUGCAGACAGUUCAAAUGGCAAUGUCAUGUCAAUAGAAAAUUAUUUAGAGGUGACUCUGUCAACCGAUUCAGAGGCUAGUCAUAUUUGUAGCCAAUGUAACCAAAUGUUUCCCAGUGAGCAAUUGUUAUCUUCACAUCAAUGCAGCGCUAAACCCACCGAAGAAAAAAAAUACCCUUGUCAUGUCUGCGCUGAGAAAUUUCCCAGCUAUUGGGAAUUAAGAAAACAUAUAAAUAGCCAUUUCCCCGGUAUGUUAGACUCAAAGUCAAGUUUUUGCCACCUCUGUCAGAAAGAUUACACGAAAACAGGGUUUAUGAAUCAUUUGCGAAAACACACUGGAGAACGUCCUUUCGUUUGUGAGCUAUGCCACAAAGCAUUCUCUCAGUCGAGUUCAUUGUCAAUACAUAUGAAGUUUCACUUGAAUGUGCGUAAACAUGCUUGCACUGUUUGUGAGAAGAAGUUUGUCACUAAAAGUGAACUGUCCCGUCACAUGACUGUACACACCAAGCAGAAAUCUUAUUAUUGUGGUGUAUGUGACAAAGCCUUCACUCGAUCUGACAAUAUGAAAAAGCAUGAAAAAACACAUGGAUGAAAAUCAGACAAUAUCCGACCAAUAAAAAGUAUCACAAACAACAAGGACUGAAAAAGAGAUCUAGCUUCUAUUUUAAAGUUACUUACUUGAGAGAAGCAUGUUUGUGAAACUUUUUACACAAAUAAUUAUUUCCAAUUCUCUAAUUGCCAAAAAUUUAGUCAUAUGAUUGUUAGUUAAAAUUAUGCAUUGUUUUAUACCAAAUUGAAAAAUUUACAUUCUAGUUCAUAAUUUUAGUCAUUAUGGUGUGUUAUUGUGAGUGUCUCUUCACACUCUAGUGUGCUGCUGUAAUUGCUUUUGAGUUAAGGUUUUUAUAUAUGCAUUUUAUUAAUGCAUGUUUGGGAUUCUUUAAGAUAAUGAAUAUAUGCCUUCAUGGGUGCUUUAAUUCAGUGUCGCACAUAUCUUGAUCCAAAGUUGCCUUUUAGAUAUGAUAAAGUGAUAUUAUAACAUGUGCAUAUAGGUCAUGUGCCCACUAUAUGAUGCUACAGUUGGUGUAGUGUUUAUAUAAGAUAAAAAUGAAUUAAUACUUUAUAUUUGAGGCCUUUUACAUACUCUGAAUUGUCACAAAACUAAUAAUAAUUGUUCCUGCUUCACUCUAAGAGCUUUAAAUAAAUAUAUAUUUUUGUAACCCUUUACUAAAAAGGUUUUUUAUACCAGAUGUAAAGUUAACCUAUGCCAAAUUUUUAAGAUAAGUAUUUGAAGUGAUUUUUAUUACACUAGUAAAGCUAUAACAAAAAAUAAAUAAUGUUUGUGUAAAAAUGUGUCAUACAAAAUAUAAUAAAUUAAUCAUAAUUGGAUUAAAGUUAAUAAUAUCAAGGCAACCUUUUCCUAACAGGUAAAUAACAAGAAAAUCUGCUAAAUUAGAUAAGUGCAUCUCACAUUUUUACAUUUUCAUUAUUUGUUUAUUUACAUAUUUUGUAACAUUACAAACUGUGUUGUAACCAAAGCAAUAAUGUCUAAUGUGCCUAUGCUAUUCUAUUUAUAUUACUGUUAAGAAAAUAUCAAACCAAAUAUUCCUUAGAUAUUACGAAUUUUAUUAAAAAAAAAAACAUAAUGGCAUACAAAAUUAUGAAUUGUAUCAUAUUUGUUUGUGUGUUUAAACAAAUGAGGCACCUGAAGUAAAUUUCCUUUUAUUAUGGUCUCACUUUUAUGAUGUAGUUAAGCCAUUGUGAACAAUUAGUUUAGUUUAUUAUUGUAUUUUAGCUUAAUUGAAAAAUUAUUGGAACAAACAUCACAAAUGUUAAACAGUAAAAAUAUAUUUAAGCAAAUGUUUUAUCUUUCUAUAAGAGAUGACAAAGUCAAAUAUUUAAAAUGUAUUCGUUUUCUAUAUGGAAUAGUCAAUUUUGUAAAUUGCAAUUUAUUCCAAAGAUAUAAUUGGCUAAUAAACCAAAGCUAUUUAAUUUUUCAAUUUGUGCCACUCUACUAUUAUGUCUGUCAAUAUAAUAUAAAAUUAUUAUUGACGUUUUUAUAUUUAGAUUAAGGCAAUAAUUACAUUUUAAUAUAUUUAUUGUAUUUAAUAAUUAGAGGUUUAGCUGCAUGAAUAGUUCAUAGACUUAAGACUAGAUUGAGCCAAAUAAAAAAUACACAAAAAUCUACAAGACUGACAAUAAUAUUCAGAGUAGAUAUUAACUUGUGCACAAAUGUAUCAUUAUUUAUUGACGCCUAACAGCAAUUUUUAAAUGUUUAUCUAAAAUGCACCUUGUUAUAACUCAUCAUGACAAUUAGAAUAAUAAGAUCAGUUCUAUGUAGUACGAGCUGUUUUAUAGAAAAUGUAAUAAUUGUCGAUUUUAUUAAAGAAUUGUUUGUUGAAAA
This is a messenger RNA of Melitaea cinxia (Glanville fritillary), 2978 nucleotides long. RefSeq names its product protein FRA10AC1 homolog. Gene Ontology annotation, molecular function: phosphatase activity; RNA polymerase II cis-regulatory region sequence-specific DNA binding; DNA-binding transcription factor activity. The transcript has 2 exons. The record is from RefSeq and is a predicted model, not a curated record. Gene Ontology annotation, biological process: regulation of transcription by RNA polymerase II; dephosphorylation. Bases 189 to 1169 code for a protein of 326 amino acids. Lineage: Eukaryota; Metazoa; Arthropoda; Insecta; Lepidoptera; Nymphalidae.